GGGCAACUGCCUUUUGAUCAUGACUUCAGGCGUGGAAAGAGCAUAUUCUAAAACAACCAACAUUAAGCUAUGUUACACCGAAAUCUCUUCAAUCUGCUUAAUUCUUUGAUUUUAUUUUUAGUUUGCUUUUUAGGUCUUGAUUUCCUUUCACAUAUGACUCUUGGCAGUCAACCACGGACCUCUCUUUCACUUAGACAUUGUAUCCUUGGCAGAUAUGCCCGGUGUGUGUGUGUGUGUGGAAAGAAAGAAACAUCCUCCCCACUAUGAUCGUCCAUGGUCGCGACCAAGGUGGGCUAAAAGACACAGGGAAAGAACCUUCGACUAUGCAUUGUACAUACUCCAGUAUUCGCAGGAAUGAUGUUUGGAUGUAUAAGUUGG
Aspergillus caelatus is the source of this 378-nucleotide messenger RNA. RefSeq lists its product as uncharacterized. The coding region runs from base 70 to 267 and encodes 65 amino acids. The record is from RefSeq and is a predicted model, not a curated record. The transcript has a single exon. NCBI's taxonomy places the organism in Eukaryota, Fungi, Ascomycota, Eurotiomycetes, Eurotiales, Aspergillaceae.